UUUACAUUAAAUUAAGCAGGAAUUACGUGAUAUCUCAUUUUUUUCAAAAAUGGACUUACACCACUUUCAAAAUAAACGGUCCAUAUAGUAAUGCAAUUUAGCACGUGAUACAUUAAGCAAUAUAUAUAUGUAUAGUAAUCAAAUUACCACGUUGACACAUCUUGCACCACUACGAUAGGAGAGCGGGGGCAGUGAACGUAUUAAAAAUCAAAAUAUCAUCAUUAUAUCCUUUUAUCAUAAUUAAUUGUCUAUGCGAUGUUGCGACCGAGCGACAACAAAUUAUUCCAUUCCUGUCAUUAAGUUAAUCUUGAAGAUAUUCCUUAAAAUUAAUGAAAGGUAUACGCAUCAUUGUUUCGACCGUAAUAGGUAGUGUGCGUGUAGCUGGGAAGUGUUAGAGACAAUUCGAAAUGAAAGAAUGGGUAAUCUAUAUGAUUGAUAAGAUAACUUAUAAUUCGAAUGAUAUUAACUCAAUUCGAUAAUCCAAAGAUGUGCUCGUUAAGAUUCUUUUUAUGGGACUAAUUAUAUUUUAGUUUAAGGUACACGUGAAACGUAGUUCAGGUUCAUCCGCUGAAUAUUUAUUGAUCAACAAUCAAUUUAAUUGAAAGCUAUAAAAAGCAUGACUGUCAAUUAAUGACAGAAGACAUUAACGAAAAAAAUGUACAUCAUGAUGAGUGGCAAUGUAUGCGCGAGGAUAUUGUCAAAUUAUCAGCAGCUUUUUCAACACGUCCAUGACAUUCGUCAUGUAAAUGACAGAUAUUGAUCACAUUACCUUUUAUCAAAUAUUUUUAUGCAACGUUCCAUUACUUCGUACAAUCAUGAAUAAUCUCAGUGACGUGUGCUAUGUGUUUCAAUUAAUAGUACAUCAAAUCUUCGUGUAUCUACGAGAUUUCAUACUUAACGAAUUUUCACGAUUCACCGUCGAAUCCCAGGAUGUCGAAGGAUCGACAAAGUCACAAGGAUCGUUAUCGAGACACGCACUGGCGGAUUUCGUUGCGUUCUUUACGCUCUGCGGGUUUCUGGGAAUCUUUGUUCUGAUAUCAGCUAAGAGUUCCAAGGAUGACGAAGAAUUCGUAACAUCCACUAUAUCCACCACUUCCAGGAACAUGAAAAAACCUCAGGAAUUACCGAAAGACGCAUCGUACGUCAUACCACCGAAAUUGGCAUCUGCUUCCAGUUCCUAUUGCAGAGCGAGUGGCGACAUCUGCUUUCCCAAUGAUCCAUGUACCAGAAAUGGAUAUAAAUAUGACGUCUCAGUUAUAACGUGCCCUAGAAAUGCCAAUCUGACUAGAUCCCAGUUCGUUGCUGCCAUUAGAAAUCAAUCAAAGUUUACUCGUCAUUCACAAAGUACACAAACGGAUGAACGCACCUUUAAGCGUGUCGCAUGCGUUCAGGAUUGGAUGAUACGAAAGACACGAAGCGGCCAUGUUUAUGGAAAAUAUCCAAUCUAGUGGAUGUUCUUAAUGGGAAGCUCUCUGAGAAUUCGUAAAUCUCUUUGAUCACCUUUAUCUAAAUAAUAUUUGAUAGCAUCGUUUAGAUUUUGCUGCAGACAGGUGGCAUUGUAAUACGCCGGACACGCCCAAAGGAUUUUGAAAUACUUUAUAUCCAUUGAAUUCAAUCGCCUCUGACAACGCUUCACGUUAAUCCCACUCGAUGUUUGUGUCCUUUUUUUUUUAUUUUUAUCGAUGCUUUACAUUAUUUUAUUACUAUCCUUACUUACUUUUAUACUUUGUUUCAAGGGGUCCCUUUUAUACAGGUUUGUUUUAUAAUUUUAUGAAAUAAACUCAUGUCUGUUUUUAUUACUAAUAUAUGUUGUGGCAGUAAAAAAUAAUCAAUCGCCAGGGAUGAGAUUAGGCGACUUGUCGUUCAAAGAAACGUUUUAUCAAACCACUAUAAAACAGUUGUUUACAUUUUACAAAGCUUUGUCUUAAUGGUUUAUUAUACUUUAGAAUUUUGCAAUGUUCUCAUUGUCGUUAGGCUUUAUACAGACAUUUGAAUCAUCAACGUUUUUGAUUAAUCUGAUAAAUUGUUAUUUUGAAGGACAAUAAUGCUUGAAUUAUUUGAGCAGAGAACUUGAGAUAUCAUUGAUAACGAUAUUAUAAUCUUCAAUUCUUAAUCUUUCUUAUGGUAAGCUUAUCGAAAACGUCGACAGUCAUUUGAUGACUUUAUCUACUAAUUAUAUUUCACAACUUCAAUUUUAAUCGUUCAAACUUAUACUAAGAUUUAUGAGUAUCCUAGAAAUACAAUAACAGUUAAAAUUUAUAAUAUGUCAUUGACUGAUACGAUUAAACUGGCAGAAUAAUGUAAAGUCUCAUUACCGAUGAUAUGUGAAAGAUCGAUUAAUUAUAGAUUCCUUGUGACUUCAGAUGAUCGAUGAGAAAAUUACGACAUUUUCUUUGUUUAACUAUCUACAUCCGAUUUUCGAUAAAACCGGUACGUGACUGUUAAAAUUAAUCUUGAAUGAAAUUUUUAGGUUAUAAAAGUAUGAAGAAUGAA
Cephus cinctus (wheat stem sawfly) is the source of this 2493-nucleotide messenger RNA. RefSeq lists its product as uncharacterized. The transcript is spliced from 3 exons. Lineage: Eukaryota; Metazoa; Arthropoda; Insecta; Hymenoptera; Cephidae. The record is from RefSeq and is a predicted model, not a curated record. The coding region runs from base 747 to 1448 and encodes 233 amino acids.